Molecule: messenger RNA, 1142 nt
Organism: Gigantopelta aegis
Lineage: Eukaryota; Metazoa; Mollusca; Gastropoda; Neomphalida; Peltospiridae
Product: HCS2 neuropeptides-like
Exons: 3
Coding region: 147-650 (167 amino acids)
Source: RefSeq, a predicted model, not a curated record
ACAACUGCAGGAAUGACGAUGUAUAUAAUCGGUAGAUAGUCAAUAUGAUGCCUACACCUGGCUAUAAAACACCAAUCGCUUCAUCUGCAGAGCUGGUGCUACAACGCUUCUAGGCAAGUAUCACAACUGGACUCCGCCAAAGAAAGAUGAACGAAGGUGUUGUUCUAAUUCUGUUUGUGCUAGUCGGGUCCAGUGUGGCAAUAUUCUUCACCUCCAGCAAACAGAACGACUAUCCUAGGAUCGGCAGGAGGAGUUUCUACACCAGCAGUAAAGAGAACACGUACCCGAGGAUUGGACGCAGGUCCUUAGAAAACACAUACUCUAAACAGACUCUGCCCGAGAAGAGAGCAAUGUACACGACUAGCAACGAAAACAGCUACCCCCGCAUAGGCAGGGGCGUGUUCACGGCCAGCGGGGACGGGAACAGUUUUCCUCACAUAGGCCGCCGCAAGAGCUCGAGUGACGAAGGCUCUGACGACGAAAAGAGUACGUCACGAAACUUCUUUGAUGACGUCACUAACAGAGAUACUUCGCGGACACCGUUUCAUACGCAGACGAUUUCAAUGAACUGGGACUUCAAUGGUGAUGGGGUCAUUUCCCGAAAAGAAUUUCUCCAAGGUUUUCUUCACGGACGGAAAAGGCGGAAGUAGACGAAACAGCCACGUGGCUAUUUGCCAUCGUUUACCAAGCGGAGGUUGUGAAUAAAAUGAGUAACACUAUCGUACACUGACAGCUAAACCAUAAUUCAAACUACAAAAUUGGGUUUGCGAGAUUUUUAUUUUUAAAUUUGUGAAAAUAUUUUCAUUGAGAAGAUUGUAAAAAUAUUUUUAUUUAAAAAAAAUAAAAAAUAUUUUCUUGGAGGCUAAUGCACCUAUGCGUCCCUUAACUCAAUUGAUUAUAUAACUAAUCAUACGUUAUUGGCCAAUCAAAUCGCUUGUCGCUGUUAAGGACGCAAAGUGAAAACGUGCUUUAAAAACGAAGUUAAAAAACUUAACAACUUGUUGAUCGUGUAUUCUUUUUCAAAACUUUUAUUAGUUUAUUUUUAUUCUUCAGAGAGGAUUUGUAUCUAUUCGUAAUCACUUUAAGAUUUCAAUAGUAUCCACACCCGUAUUGCAUUUAAAAUAAAAUGGUUAAAUACUAAA